AUGCCGGGAACACGAGGCAAUGACACGCAUCGUGUCAUACCAGGUCAUUAUUUGCACCAGUUACCUGAACAGGAUGAAGCGAGACUUUCUCGGAUAUUUAACGCAUUAGAUCACGAUGGGAAUGGCAGGAUCGACGUGCAUGAUUUGUCCAAGGCUUUACAUAAAGUCGGUGUCCAUAAACGUUAUGCUGAGAAUGGAUCAAGACGGUACAUUAAGUAUUAACUUUAACGAAUGGCGGGACUUCCUGAUGUAUGCGCCGAGUGACGACAUACGUGAGCUCAUCAGAUAUUGGCGACAUUCCACAUACAUGGACAUUGGUGAAGAUAUCGGAGUACCUGAUGAUUUUACAAGUAACGAAAUGAUAACAGGGAUGUGGUGGAGGCAUUUACUUGCUGGUGGAUUAGCUGGAGCUGUUUCGCGGAGCUGUACUGCGCCUUUAGAUCGUAUUAAAGUUUAUCUUCAAGUUCACGGGACAACGCAAUGCAAUAUGUCAAAUUGCUUUAGAUAUAUGUUGAAAGAGGGAGGAGUACUCAGUUUAUGGCGUGGCAAUGGUAUUAAUGUACUUAAAAUUGGUCCUGAAACAGCUCUCAAGUUUAUGGCCUACGAGCAAGUUAAAAGAGCAAUCAAAGGAACUGAUACGAGGGAGUUAGGUAUAAAUGAGAGAUUCAUUGCUGGAUCCAUGGCAGGUGGAAUUAGUCAAUCAGCAAUUUAUCCUCUUGAGGUACUAAAGACUAGAUUAGCACUUCGCAAGACGGGUGAAUUUUCCAGUAUAGUUGAUGCAGCUAAAAAAAUUUAUAGUCAAGGUGGUUUAAAAAGUUUUUACAGAGGCUACAUUCCUAAUUUAAUUGGAAUUCUUCCAUACGCUGGAAUAGACUUGGCUGUUUAUGAAACGUUGAAGAAUAGAUAUCUAAGAUCACACACUAGCAAUGAACAGCCGGCAUUUUGGGUUUUACUUUUAUGUGGUACAGCUUCAAGUACAGCUGGACAGGUGUGCUCCUAUCCGCUUGCACUAGUCAGAACUAGAUUACAAGCUGAAUUAUCCCCCGGAAAUUCACCAACUACGAUGGUUGGAGUGUUUAAAGAUAUCAUACAACGCGAUGGAGUUAAAGGCUUGUACCGCGGAUUGACGCCUAAUUUUCUCAAAGUAGCACCAGCGGUAUCAAUAAGCUACGUGGUUUAUGAACAUUUUCGGCAAGCACUGGGUGUCAACAUGACGUGA
Molecule: messenger RNA, 1219 nt
Organism: Cotesia congregata
Lineage: Eukaryota; Metazoa; Arthropoda; Insecta; Hymenoptera; Braconidae
Source: the annotation of a GenBank genome assembly